Panicum hallii is the source of this 1522-nucleotide messenger RNA. RefSeq names its product phosphoglycerate mutase-like protein 1. Gene Ontology annotation, molecular function: phosphatase activity. Lineage: Eukaryota; Viridiplantae; Streptophyta; Magnoliopsida; Poales; Poaceae. The coding region runs from base 258 to 1334 and encodes 358 amino acids. The transcript is spliced from 10 exons. Gene Ontology annotation, cellular component: cytoplasm. The record is from RefSeq and is a predicted model, not a curated record.
UGGAUGGACCAGGGAAGCGAGGCGGAAGUUGAGUUGUUCCCUCGAUUUUUCUAUGGAAAAGGUUGUUCACUCGAUUCGAUUGGACGAGACAAGCACAUUGGUGAGACAAAUCGGAGGGCGCUGGUUUCAUUCGUGGUGUGGGCACCCACCGCUCGUGUAGAGAGGUAGAGUGACUUGUGAACUUGUGAUUGUGAAUAAAUAAACAAAUCCGAUUAGUACUAGUAGUAAAUUAAAUUAAUAACCCGUGUCCACUAAUAAUGGCGAUGGUCUACGGCACCACGAGCUACGGUGGUGGUAUCAUCCUCUCCUCUCCCGCUACCAUCCAGUCAUCCCCCACAGCAGCAGCAGCAGCCGCAGCCGCCGCCUCCGCCAGGGCCAGGGCCAGGGUCAGGGUCAGGGUCCCGGUCGGCCUUCUUCCCGGCCGCCGCGCCAAGCCCCUUCCGCUUCGCUGCGCACCCUCAGGAAUGGAGCCCAGCGCUGGCACUGCCAUCUACCCUCUGCACCGCUGCAAAACCAUACACCUGGUGAGGCAUGCCCAGGGUGUCCACAAUGUCGAAGGCGACAAAGAUCACAGUGCCUACAUGAAACCAGAGUUCUUUGAUGCUCGCAUCACUCCUUUGGGCUGGAACCAAGUCGACUGCCUACGAGAGCAUGUGAAAAAAAGUGGACUUGCAGAAAAGAUUGAGCUUGUUAUUUGUUCCCCUUUGCUGAGGACUAUGCAGACUGCAGUGGGUGUUUUUGGUGGUGAGAGUUAUACUAAUGGAAUAAGUGCACCUCCACUAAUGGUGGAAAAUGCUGCGGACAGUGGACGUCCAGCAAUCUCUAAUUUGAACUGCGCACCAUUUCUUGCUGUCGAGGCCUGCAGGGAGCGCUUGGGUGUCCAUCUUUGUGAUAAGAGGAGGAGCAUAACAGAGUAUCGUACUCUGUUUCCUGCCAUUGACUUUUCACUGAUAGAGAAUGAUGAAGAUGUUCUUUGGGUACCGGAUGUCAGAGAAAGCCUCGAGUCCCUUGGGGAGAGGGGUAUGAAGUUUUUCGACUGGUUAUGGACAAGAGAAGAGAAAGAGAUAGCCAUUGUCACUCAUAGUGGUUUAUUGUGGCAUACCUUACGUAGGUACAGCAAAGAGUGCCAUCCUACUGUAAGGCAUGAAGGGAGCAAGUACUUUGCAAAUUGUGAGCUCCGGUCGUUGGUGCUGGUUGAUAGGAGCAUGCUUGGAUCAGAUUCCCCCGGUUACAACUACCCUGGCAAGAUCCCAGAUGGAGUUGAUCUGCCCAGCGAUGUCGCUGAUAAGAAGCACCUUGAGGAGGAAGUUCAAGAGAGAACUGAUUCAGUCUGAGGCUCGUUUUGUGUUUUACCACUGAUUCCUUGAUUCUUCUGUGAACCCAUUUUGACACCUCCCUAGUUGCAUCCCGUCGAAGCUAAACAGUUGCAUAUUGAACUGACUAUUGUUAUUACGUCUGUUUCCUAUGAAGUUCACGGAAAUGAAAUGUUCUUUUCACUUCUGGUGAUAAGAUUUUUUUUAUA